UUUCCUGCCGCCAGGGGUGGAGUUUGGUUCAGAAUUUCUAAAAGAGGAGGAGGAAGCCGUGCUGUGGAGAAGUGCAAAAGUUUAUAACACCUUGAUUCUGAGAUACAGUAACUGUGAGAUCGUCUGCAAUGAAAAUGGAGGAGGAAGAUCCAGUGAGUGGGACACAAGAACGGGAAGCCAGACGUGUCAGAAAAGAUGUUCACAUCCUCCAAGCAGGGUCUCUUGGAGAGGCCUUGGAAGGAAUACCUGAAAGGAUUCUGGUUAAACAGGAACCAGCUGAGGGUUCCCUUCAGCAGUGGGAAACCCAGUGGCAGGAGUUCCUGAAGACUGUGGAAAGCCCUCAGUCUGGGUGGGUGAUUUCAGAAUUGCCUCAGGAACCCACCCCCUGGGAUGACACCAAGGCCUUCCUGGCCUCCUUUGAGCAAGUGGCCGAAGCCUGCCGGUGGGCCAAGGAAGAGUGGGUGACCAGACUCCUGCCAGCUCUCAGCGGAGAACCUGAACAGGCGUUUAGUAACUUGGAUAUCCGAGACAGAAGUGAUUAUGCAAAGGUGAAGGUGGCCAUUUUGCGAGGGGAUGCCAUGCGGAGGGAGAAGCAGCGCCAAUACUUCCGCCGUUUCUGCUACCAGGAGGCUGAGGGGCCUAGAGGGACGUACAGCCGGCUCCAGGAACUUUGUCACGGAUGGCUGAGAGUGAAGAAACAGACCAAGGAGCAGAUCUUGGAGCUCUUGAUCUUGGAGCAGUUUUUGACCAUCCUGCCCCCGGAGAUCCAGAGUUGGGUGAGGGAAAGCAGCCCAGAGACCUGCUCCCAAGCAGUGUCCCUGGCCGAGGAGUUCCUGCAGAUGCAACAAGAGGCCCACAGAGUGAAGCAACAGGUGCUGACAAAACACAAGGAGGUGGCCAUGAGUCCCUUAGAGGCAGAGCUGGCUCCGACUAGACCUAGGGAGAGGCAAUCACCACAGGAGGCCCAGCCAGAGCUCAAUGAGGAAGUCAGGCUUCGAGGUUAUAUGCAGGUGAGAAAACGUGAAGAGAAAACCAAUCCUAUGGACUGUUUGGAGCUUGUGGAAACAGGUGGCGGUUUCCAAAGGAGAGCAGUGGAGACCAUCUCUGAGGGAGGGGGAAGAUCUCAGGAGAGCCCUCAUGGACAGAAGAGAACUCCCCGAAGGAACAGACUGGGUAAUUCUAAUCCUGUUGAGGCAAAGAAGGUCCUCAGCGAAAGCCUAGUGAGGCCCAGAGAUGACACCUGCAUGGUUGCUGAGGGAGCCUUCAGAGAGGAACUGGUCCUUCCCAGACACGAAGAACUCCCUAAUCAGGAUGUAUUCUCACAAUGUGGAAGAAACAUGGUUCGCAAGGACCUCGUGAUGCGGCAUCAGCGAAUCCAUACAUUGGACAAAACACGGAAAUGCUUAUACAGUGGGAAGACCUUCUGUCCAAGGCCAAACUUGAUAUUUCAUGAAAGAACCGAGGCUGAGGAGAAACCCUUCCAGUGCUCUGGCUGUGGGAAGCGGUUCUCUCGAAAUUCUCUCCUCAUUAAACAUGAAAAGACCCAUGGGGGAGAGAAACUCUACAACUGCUCAACCUGUGGGAAAGGCUUUGUUUAUAGCUGGAACCUCAUCAAACACAAGAAGAAGCACACGGGGGAGAAACCAUACCAGUGCUCGGCCUGUGGGAAAACCUUCUUUGAGCGUUCAGAUCUCCUCAGACAUGAGAGAACCCACACGGGAGAGAGACCCUAUAAAUGCUCGCUCUGUGAGAAGUGCUUCAGUCAGAAGUGGCUGUUGAUCAAACAUGAACGAACCCAUGUGGAAUAGAGGAAUGCUCACCAUCCAGGAAGAGAAUCCCAUUUUGGACUAAGGCCACUUUUAUUAUAAAAGUAUACAUACAGGAGAAAA
Heteronotia binoei (common prickly gecko) is the source of this 1889-nucleotide messenger RNA. Its product is annotated as zinc finger and SCAN domain-containing protein 31-like. Gene Ontology annotation, molecular function: RNA polymerase II cis-regulatory region sequence-specific DNA binding; DNA-binding transcription factor activity, RNA polymerase II-specific. The transcript has 4 exons. Lineage: Eukaryota; Metazoa; Chordata; Lepidosauria; Squamata; Gekkonidae. Gene Ontology annotation, biological process: regulation of transcription by RNA polymerase II. The coding region runs from base 129 to 1808 and encodes 559 amino acids. The record is from RefSeq and is a predicted model, not a curated record.